Messenger RNA from Misgurnus anguillicaudatus (oriental weatherfish), 2668 nucleotides. It is a transcript of the gene foxh1, whose product is annotated as forkhead box H1. The record is from RefSeq and is a predicted model, not a curated record. Gene Ontology annotation, biological process: transforming growth factor beta receptor signaling pathway; positive regulation of transcription by RNA polymerase II. Gene Ontology annotation, molecular function: DNA-binding transcription activator activity, RNA polymerase II-specific; transcription cis-regulatory region binding. Gene Ontology annotation, cellular component: activin responsive factor complex. NCBI's taxonomy places the organism in Eukaryota, Metazoa, Chordata, Actinopteri, Cypriniformes, Cobitidae.
GUUUGAUUAGAGUGACACGUCAUCACCACGCAAAAGAGCCGAUUGCGUCAGUCACGCUUGUGUAUCAGCAGCGAUACCCUACAACCUCCCCCACGCCCCUCACUCUCUCUCUCCCAUCAUUACGCAGCAGGAUUGACAUGAAACUGUGAAUUGUUUGCUGCUCAAACAGAGUUGACCUGGAGCCAGCAGUCAACCCCCCCACAAACACCCACACCCAUCUACAUCAGCAUGACAAAACAUUGGGGGGGUCCGGGCGUCAUCAGUGCACGAGCAGCAGCGCAGCUCCACCAUCACCUUGAUCUGAGCGCGCCCAGAGGUUUCUCUUCCCAACCCGGCUGCCAUUCCUCCACCAACCCGCUGCUGCUGGAGUUUGGUGCGCGGCUUCUGGAGAAGCCCACCAUCACGACCUCCAUGGCGCAGGACUCGUGUUAUACAUCCAAAACGUCGGAACAAAGCGCAUGGGAACUUCAAGAUGGAAAUGUAAGUGGAGGAAAGAAGAAGAACUAUCAACGUUAUCCCAAACCUCCUUAUUCAUACCUGGCCAUGAUCGCCAUGGUCAUCCAGAACUCACCGGAGAAGAGACUCACAUUGGCAGAGAUUUUAAAGGAAAUCAGCGCAUUGUUUCCAUUCUUUAAGGGAAAUUACAAAGGCUGGAAGGACUCGGUGCGACACAAUCUCUCCUCGUAUGACUGCUUUGUCAAGGUGCUAAAAGAUCCCGGUAAACCCCAAGGUAAAGGUAACUUUUGGACCGUCGAAGUAAGCAGAAUUCCCCUGGAACUACUAAAAAGGCAAAACACAGCAGUGUCCCGGCAGGAUGAAACCAUCUUCGCUCAAGAUCUGGCACCGUACAUCUUUCAAGGAUACUCUCAGGGCAGCAAGUCAACACAAGUGCCUGCUAACGCUAGUUUGGUCUCCGUUCCCACCCGCCACAGCCCGUCCCCAUCGGAGGACCCCUGUCGUCCCAAACUGGAUUCCAAGUUUGCUAUCGAUUCCCUCUUGCAUAGCCUCCAACCAGCCAGUUCUGCUGGAGAGGGGCAACGACAAAGGGACGGUUGGGGACUCGAGGCUCCUCCGCACAUUCGUUCUACCUCUCCUACGCAUCCUCCUAACACCUUGUACAAUUGUAGUUCAUCAGCUAGUUCAGCCAGUCCUGCAUCUGAUUUGUCAGAUGAGGAUUGGAGAAGGGUGACGCGUGUCGGGAAAAGAUCAAGUGACCGAGAAUCAACGUCAGAUGGAUACGACUCCUGCCCGGUAAACAAAAACGCCAAACGUGGCACCACCCCACCUUGGGAGCUUCCGACAUCGUACGCGAAAUACACGCCCCCUAACGCGGUAGCACCCCCGAGCAUGCGUUUUAACGGAAGCCCGUUCAUGCCACUUGGCGGUCUUCCAUUCUACAGUUACGGCGGUGCACACAUGACCACCAAUCACCUGAUCACGGCGGUGGGUCACACGUACUGGCCCAUUCUCCCAAGCGGGCCAGUUUCUAUACAAGCUCCGCCCCUCCUCAUGGACUUAGACAGCAUGCUGCAAUCUGUUCCUCCCAAUAAGAGUGUGUUUGAUGCGCUUGGUUCCACCAAUCAGACUGCUCAUGGACCUCCAAACCAGUAUUCCCUUCAGAACGGACCUUCGCUUUGUAAAUACUCUCUUUAAAAAGAGGACAUGCUCCUGCAUUCAUAAUCUGUGGCACUGUGUGAAUUUAUAAACUAAUGCUGCUCUUACAAUUGUAACUGCAGCGAAAAUCCCCUGGUACGCAAACCCAUUGUUAUCCGAGACUUGAGCUGCUAAUAUUUAGUAGCAGUGUCCUUUUACUUCCUAACAAUGUUCUUUUACAACAUUUCUACCUCAGCUUACAACUGCCUGUGUUUGUUAUUUUAAUGUUUGGAAUAUGCAAAUGACCGUUUGUGAGUCUGUAGUAUUAUGAUGUUUGUGAGUGCUUUUGAAUCUUUUUUUUAUAUUUGGGUUUUUGUUUCUUUUACCCCCGUCACCUUUCAUAGUUGAAAAGUCUGAUGUCUGGACAAUGGAGAUCAUUGGAUGAGUCAGACCUCUUCAUGUCUUAUCAGUCCAGUGUUGUUUUUUCUGGCCUGCGUUCAGUGUGUCUUUAUCUGUGGCCUGUUUCUUAAUGUCUUAUCACAGACUCUAGACCUGCAGGAACUCAUCACACCUCUAGUGACUCUAGGUAUCAUUUAUUUGAAACUGAUCUUCACAUCCUAUUAAAAUGUCAUGGUUUGGUGAAACUGUCCAGAGGUACAUAUGGAGUGAUCUGAUGUGUAAUGUAGUGAUCAGUGAAGUGCGCUAGUGUCCCUCCGUCUGGUGCACGUCACCCAGGCACCUCCUGCGGUUCUGUCCUCCCUCAACCCCCGCCCCCCACAUUACAACCCUUUAACAGAUCCUCCUCUGGAUCCAAGCAAGUUAUUUUUGAUUAUCUUUACACUGCGUUACUUUGACACAGAUCUCGUAAGGCUUCUGCAAACAGUUCAUCAGAUUUGUUCAAUGUGCAUCUGCAUUCUUUUUUUUGGUGGUUUCUGCUGGACUUGUCUGAUGUGCCUCAUGAAAUAUAAACCAAAGGCAUUUCUGUAAUUCUUUUUCAGGUGAAAAACAUUGAUGCAGUUUUCAUAAAUGAGGUUCAGGGAGAGUGAAUCUCAGUAAUAAAGCAAAAACUAUACAA